AUGCCUUCCUUAUCAUCGACUAGUUCUACUUCUACGGCGGGUACUAAAUCUCGUCGAAAACAUCAUCAUCAUCGUCAUGCUCAACGUCAUGUCGAUGAAAAUGCCCCGCGACAACAAUCGUCUUCAUCUGUAGUCGUUACAGCUUCAGACGAUAAUGAACCGUUAUCGAUGGCAACAUCACCACUAACAACAACAGCAACAACAAUAACAACAACAACAAUAACUACAAAAUCUGAUGAUAGAGCAUCACCAUUGAAUCAUCAUACUCUCCGUGAAAAUCAACAAAUAUCCGAUCGUGCAUCUCCUGUCAAUGGUCCUGGUUUAGCUAAACCUAUAUCAAUGGCAUCGUCCUUAAGAGAACAACAACAACAACAAUCUCGAAUACUAUCUACAAAUAAUCCCGCUGGAAAAAAACGUGUUGAGGCAGCAUUAGAAAAAAAUAUCGAAACUAUCGUUACACAAGUUCGUCGUACGACAACAAAACCGUCACAAUUAACACAAAACGAUCUUCAAUUAUUUGAUAGUACACCAUCAGCAAAUAAUACAAAAAAUGGUCACCAAUCACGUGAGACAACUCCAUUUUCAUCGCAUACGAUUCAUAAACAAGCAUCUUCAUCGUCACGUGAGAUGACACCUGAUUCGAUAAAUACAGAUUCAGCUAAUGAAGAUCAACAACAAACAAUACGAAAUGGACAUCCUUAUCAACACCCUGUUCAUCAUCCUUCAUCGUCUACAAACAUUGAUUUAAUACCACAGUCUAUUCCACCGUAUGGACAACAGCAAUGGCCUCCUACUGUUUAUCCAUUUGCUCAUCAACAUCCUGGACUCUAUUUACCCUAUCUAUCAGCAUCGCCAGUAACAACAUCAACUCCAACCAAUGGCCUACCGCCAUUUUAUCCAUCCUAUGAUCCUCUAUUUAUCGAGCAACAUUAUGGUCCACAAGGACUAUCUGCUUUUUACAAUCAACAACAACAACAGCAAGCUCGUCUUUUACAAGAGCAUUCAACAAUGUCAGGUACGCCAAAUAGUCCGCCUUUAUUUAGAGAAUCGCAAUCACUGACAGAUCUAUUGAAUAAUUCAAUGAAUAAUAAAAAAAUUUCCAAUCUUAUCAAUCCACGAUUAACAAAUUUAAAUGAACAACAACAACAAAUGAUCCUAUCUCAUCUUUAUCUUAAUCAAAUAAAUUCUCUUCCAUAUGUAACAUUAUACGAUAGUUCACCGUCAUCACAUCAAUUACGAACUAAUGGAGAUUCUGAUCAUCUCUCACCAACUUUAACAACGCCAACAAAAGAACGUAGUGAACAGUCUCCAGUUGGUAGUGGUGCUGAAUCAAUAAAAUCUUCAGACUCAAUUUCAAUGGGACAUAGAAAUAAAAAAUCAUCAUCACAAACAUUUCAACAUCAUCAUAAUAUAAAUGGAAGUUUAUCGAAAUUAUCACCCGAUCUAUCGUCGGAUGGUACAGGUACGAAUGAUGCCGACAGUAUUAUUUCAUUGGAAAGUCAAAAAUCAAAUACAACAACAAGUAUGCCUGUACUUGAAGAUGGUUUAUCUGAUUCUGAAAAUAUCAGUGAUGACGAACAACCAUCUUCCACAACGUCAAAAAUAAAUGGUCGUCAUCAAUCGACUCAAAGCGAUUUUCUAUUCGAUCCCAAUCAUUCAUCAUUGAUAACAUCAUCACACAAACGACAAUUCUCUAAAUCAGCAGCAGCAGCAGCAGCAAUAACAACCAAUGGUCUUGAAUCUCAAUCAAAAUCGUUUUAUAUUCGUCCACAACCACCAUCCUCACUGGUUCAAUCUAUUCCAACAGUAAACCGUUCAGCAUCAUCCGUAUCAAUAAAUGAAUCUAAUUGGCAGCAACCAAAAUCUAAUAAUGAUGAAACUUCUAGUGUUCAAACAGAUUAUGAUACCGAUGAAGAAACAGAUAAAUUACUGGGCGUUGAACAUCGUAUUCAUGCAAAAAAUCAAGCUGUUCGUGAUGCUGCUGUUACAAGACCAAAUAAACCUAAAACACACGAAGUUCUUAUUCGUACAAUUGUUGAUCCAGAAAAUUCUUCAGUUCUUAUUGAAGGUGUUUUAUUUCGUUGUCGUUAUCUUGGUUCAACACAAUUACUUGCCGAGGGAAAUCCAACGAAAGCAUCACGUAUGAUGCAAGCACAAGAAGCUGUUGGACGUAUUAAAGCACCACAAGGUGAAAGUCAACCAUCAGUUGAAGUUGAUCUAUUUAUAUCAACAGAAAAAAUCAUGGUUUUAAAUACUGAUUUACAAGAUAUUCUAAUGGACCAUUCCCUAAGAUCAAUAUCCUAUAUUGCUGAUAUUGGUGAUCUUGUUGUACUGAUGGCUAAACGCCGAUAUCUACAACAAACUGAUGAUAACAAUAAUGGGAACGAGGAAUCAAAUGAAAACAGUACACGUCGUGUUGUAUCAAUCAAUCAGAAAAUGAUUUGUCAUGUUUUUGAAUCGGAUGAAGCUCAAUCAAUUGCACAGUCAAUUGGACAAGCAUUUCAAGUUGCAUAUGUUGAAUUUUUAAAAGCAAAUGGUAUUGAUGAUCCAAGUUUUACACGCGACAUUGAUUAUCAAGAAGUACUGAAUCAACAAGAAAUUGGCAAUGAAGAAUUGGAUAGAUUUUCAAAAAAAGAAUGUCAAAAAGAAGUUAUUGUUCCCAAAGCAAAGAAUGAAUCACUUGGGAUCGUUAUUGUUGAAAGUGGUUGGGGUUCAAUGUUACCUACAGUUGUUAUAGCAAAUAUGAUGCCAACUGGACCUGCAGCAAGAUGUGGACAUUUAAAUAUUGGUGACCAAAUUAUAUCAGUUAAUGGAAUAAGUUUGGUUGGCCUACCAUUAUCAUCUUGUCAAGCACAAGUAAAAAGUGUGAAACAUCUUACAACUGUACGAUUAGUAGUCGUUCCUUGUCCACCAGUCGUUGAAGUAUUGAUUCGACGGCCGGAUACUAAAUAUCAACUUGGCUUCAGUGUACAAAAUGGCAUCAUAUGUAGCCUGCUACGUGGUGGUAUAGCAGAACGAGGUGGUGUACGUGUAGGUCAUCGGAUCAUAGAAAUAAAUGGUCAUAGUGUUGUAGCUACUCCGCAUGAAAGAAUAGUUAGCAUGUUGUCGAAUUCCGUUGGUGAACUACGAAUGAAGACCAUGCCAACUCAAAUGUAUCGUCUACUAACUGGUCAAGAAAAUCCGAUAUAUAUAUAG
Rotaria socialis is the source of this 3195-nucleotide messenger RNA. The record is from the annotation of a GenBank genome assembly. NCBI's taxonomy places the organism in Eukaryota, Metazoa, Rotifera, Eurotatoria, Philodinida, Philodinidae.